AUGAGUGUUUUCAGUGUUAUUACGGAAAGAGUGACAGUAUCAGUGAUGGAGGGAGAUUCAAUUACUCUAUACACUUAUAUUACAACAACACAACAAGAAGAGAUGUUAUGGUAUUUUAAUGACACCCGCAUCGCUGUUAUCACUGGAGAUCUCAGCAGGAUCUGUACAGAUGUUCAGUGUAAUAAUGGCACUGAGAGAUUCAGAGACAGACUGAAUCUAGAGAACCAAACCGGAUCUCUGACCAUCAAAAACAUCAACACUGCAGACACUGGUGUGUAUCAAUUGAAGAUCUUCAGUAGCAGCAGCAUCAGUGAAAAGACCUUCAGUGUUACUGUUCUUGAUGCUCCUGAUGCAGAAUUGGGUAAAGUGAAGACAAUAUCAGUAAUGGAGGGAAAAGCUGUUACUUUAGAUCCUGGUGUAAUAAAAAACCCGAAUGAUGAGAUGACAUGGUAUUUUAAUGAGACUCUCAUCGCUGAAAUCACUGGAGAUCAGCGUAAGAUCUGUACAGAUGAUCAGUGUAAAGAGCGAUUCAGAGACAGACUGAAGCUGGACAAUCAGACUGGAUCUCUGACCAUCACAAACACCAGAACCACACAACAACAUCAUUAA
Sinocyclocheilus grahami is the source of this 609-nucleotide messenger RNA. RefSeq lists its product as uncharacterized. The transcript has 3 exons. The record is from RefSeq and is a predicted model, not a curated record. Lineage: Eukaryota; Metazoa; Chordata; Actinopteri; Cypriniformes; Cyprinidae. Bases 1 to 609 code for a protein of 202 amino acids.